GCGAACCCCUCAACAUGGCUGCCUCCACGUCCGCGCAGGCCCCGGCAGGAGACUGCUACUACCCGCGAAAGCUGGGGCCCAAACCCGACGUGGUGCCCACCGAGGUGACGGAGAGGAAGAUCUCCGCCUAUGCCACCUACAGACCCGACAUGGUGUCCGUGGACGUGGCGCGCAUGAACUCGACAGAACCUGUUCAUAAGACACUACACCUAGGAAAUCAAUAUGUGUCUGGAACAAUUCACCCUUUCCGGAAGUCACAGCGGUCUUUGCUCAGCAGAUUAAUACAGGAAUCAACACUGGUGGCUUCAGACAGACGGUCAAGAAAGAUCUUUGUGUUUGGAGUCCUCAAUGUUGUUUGCACAGCCCUGCUCAUCACGUGGUGCAGCUCUACAAAUAGCAUGGCCUUAACAGCAUAUACCUACCUCACCAUAUUCGAUCUGUUUAGUUUGCUGACCUGCUUAAUAAGCCUAUGGAUCACAUUGAAGAGACCCACAGCCACGUACUCAUUUGGGUACGACCGCUUUGAGGUGCUGGCCGUCUUUGCAUCUACGGUGCUGGCCCAGCUGGGAGCACUCUUCAUUCUCAAGGAGAGUUUGGAGCGCUUGCUUGAGCCCCCUGAGGUUCACACGGGAAGACUUCUCCUGGGGACCCUGGUCGCCUUGUUCUUCCACCUCCUCACCAUGCUGGUGGUCCCCAACAAGCCCUUCACACACGUCUCUGCGGCUGCGUCGACAAGUUGGCUGCAAGAGCAUGUGGCUGACCUCAGUAGGAGCUUGUGCGGCGUGGUGCCUGGCCUCAGCAGCUUCCUGCUCCCACGCAUGAACCCAUUUGUACUUAUCGACCUGGCGGGUUCCCUGGCCCUCUCCAUCACCUACAUGCUCAUCGAAAUCAAUAACUAUUAUGCCGUGGACACCAUGUCUGCCGUGGUCAUCGCGAUGAUGACAUUUGGUACCAUGUACCCCAUGAGCCUCUACAGUGGGAAGGUGCUCCUCCAGACAACACCGUCCCACGUCAUUGGACAGUUGGACAAACUUCUGCGGGAGGCUUCGACCCUUGAUGGAGUGCUGGAGUUCCGCAACGAGCACUUCUGGACGGUAUCAUUUGGCUCCCUGGCUGGAUCAAUGCACGUGCGUGUGCGACGCGAUGCCAAUGAACAGCUGGUGCUGGCCCACGUGACCAGCCGGCUCUCCACUCUCGUCUCACAUCUUACCGUACAGAUUUUCAAAGACGACUGGAGCAGGGCAAGUGUGUCCACAACCUCUCUGGCCCCAAGCGUCCUGCACAACGUCGUGCCGCCCCUGACCCAUACCCCUCACCAGCCUCAUGGCCACCACCAUCACGGCUCCCACAACCCCCUCACCUCCACCCCGUCCAAGUCCACCAGCCCGGCGCCAGAGUUCUCCUUCGGCACACCCGGGCGCAGCGUGCAGCCCAUCGUGCCGCCCCCAGCCGUCACGCGUCCCGGCACUCGGACCUACGCCCCACCCGCUGCACACUACCCAGACUCCGCAGGCCUCUACAGGGCCUUCGGGAACUCCUCCAGGCCGUUUGGCCCAAUGCUUGGCACCACCGGCUUGCCUUUAGGGGGCAGGUACCCAGCCAACUCUGUACUCCAUGGGCAAUCAUCUUCUAAUGUACCAUCGAGUUCAUAGCAGUGAGAAAACUAAUGGACAUUUUUCGAUUUAAAGCUUUCGUGACUGCAGGGAUUCAUCUUCUUGGUUCUUUCGGUAAAGUAAAAUUUAUAAAAGUAAAUUAAUAAAAGUAAAAUAAAAAUAAAAUAAAAAUCACAACCGUCACAGCACGAUAGCUGUGACGGUUCCACCUGAAGACGGAAGCUUGUGUUGCCUCCGAAACGUGAUUUUUAUUUUAUUUUUAUUUUACUUUUAUUAAUUUUAUUCUUUUACCUAUGUGACUUCACCAAAAAAACCUAAGAAUAUGAAUCCUUGCAGUCACGAAAGCUUCAAAUCUAGAAUUAAUGGACAUUGCUAUGUCCGAGCAGCUCAGCAGUUUUACUAUUUUCUGUUUCGUUUGUCCUUUUAUUUUACGUGGCCACAAUCGUGUUGCAGCUUUAAACACAUCUAAGACGAUCUGAAUCUUAAUGGGCUUUGCUGUGUCUAUACCCCGGGUCUUAACGAGCUGGCUGUUAUUACCGGUCUAACAGCACUGUAGGUAUGUUAGCGACAGCUGAACACUCAAUUUAUUCUUCUUUAGUUAAUUAUCUCUGAGCCCUUGAAGUUUCUAUUAAAUAUUUUUUUGUGAGGAAGACCUGGGUGCCUACUGGAAUCAAACCGUUAACGUCAUGCAGACUGGCUCAGGUGUUCUACAUUGACCGCUUAGCUUUCCAGCCACCUUAUAUCACACAGUUAUAAACAGUAAAACCUAUUUAAAGCUCUCAUAAUUUAAGCAUGUGAUUAUGCCUUAAUAAUAAAAAUUUAAUUUUUGGGAUUUAUUCAAUUGCUAAGUAUAAUAUAUAUUUUUUUAAUGUCCAAACAUAAUAUUAACAGCCCUUUACCAACCCACGGCUGGAUGAAGAUCUCCAUUGUCCUAUUAAUCAGGGGGUUGUUUGACCAUGUCUCACCAAGCUGGUCAGUGCAGGUUGGUUGAAUGGAUUUUGAGGGAUGAUUUAGGAUUGAUUCAGAUAAGACUCGCCAAUGUUAACCAUGGCCGGGAAUCGAACUUGGAUAGCCUGGUUCAAGAAGCCAUUCGCGAAUCUCUCCACCACCGUUCCCACCCCAGCUCCAUAAAACACUAUUUGUAAUUUAUUUUCCUUAUCGUUAAGUCGAGUUUCCAGGAUAGCAGUAUUUUCCAAACUUUCAUGUCAGAAAUUUAAAAUGUAACAAUUAUACAAUACCAUUGGGAAUUGGUGUAUAAAUGCAACCCACACCUUUAACUUCUAAAAUUGCCUAUCUUGCAUGUGACUUGGAAAAAUAAACGGCCACUAUUAUCUGUGCAAUUAAAAAUACAUUUUUAGUUUAUUCAGGUGACAUGCUAGAAUUCAAUACAUUUAUGGCUGAUGUCGCAUAUAUCAGAGCACAGGUUGACGUCUGUACUUAUGGGUCCCAGGUCUGAGGAAUUAAGUAAUUGUGGGUUUGUGGCAUAGAUGGGCCACAUAACCUGUGUGGACAAGUGAAUUUUCACACAAGAGUUCUCUUUUGUAAUCUGACACUAAGCUGCGAGAGACCCACGGUUUUUCAAUAUUGAUAUAGGCACAGUAAAGAAGAUGUAUAUUCAGUGUUAUUGUACACAGAUAACAGAGUGAAGUGUCUCAACAACCCACAGCAAUGCAAUAUACGUUGUGUGUUAGUUGUGUAUAUUUUGGUCCUGUAUAAAGUGCCUCUGUUUGGUGAACUUGGGGCGUUGUUCUACAAUGAUGUUCCUUAGGCCAGUGGCGGAUGUUCCCCAUUCCUAUGGUGGGAUGACCAUGAACGAUUUGUUACAAAGUGGUACUUCAUUUGUCCACCCUGGCCAUAACAUUUGCUCAGUCACAAUUGAAAACUUGGAUUUGAACUCUCAACAGUUUUAUGGCGAGUUGAGUACUUUCACAAUGACACAGAGUCAGUGUGUUGUAAUAGCGAACAAGAAAUAUAUUUUAUAAAGUGUUUGGUCUCCCACUUGGCUAUCUCAGUAUUUUAUCAAAUAUGGUGUUAGACUGUAUUGCCCACUGAACAUUUAAUCCGGAUGUAAGUUACGAUUAAAACUUGUGCUGUAAAAAAAAUCCCAAUUUAAACAAGCCACAAAAGUGGCCUGAAAAAUGGCCUUUUUUAUGUUGAAUUAAAAUUUAAGCCACAUUCUAAAUGGUACGUUGUGUUAUGUUGCUAAGACUUGGGGCCCAAUGCAUUUUUGAAAUUUUUAAAUGCAUUAAAAUGAUCACAUUUAAGGGGGAUUUGUUUGCAGACCAAGCAGAUUAUUCACCACAUUGUGACCGCUCAUGAGAAUUCAUUUGGUGUAAAUAAUAUUGCUUAUCUUCUCGUGCUAUAACAGUAAAUGGAUCCCUGUUGCCUAUGUCUAUAGCCCAUGUAUUUAAAUAACCAAUGUUUGUAUAAAAAAAAAUUACAUCACUGCAGUAACUUUAGCAAGAUGGUAGUUUUGGUAAUUGUGGAGUGUAAUGAGCAUUGCGGAAAAUUCUGCUUAAUUGUACAUUUAAAAAAUAUAUCCUUGUGCUUUAUUUGCCAUGAAGUGGUUGCUAAUGAACAGCAAGACAAUUUUGAGCGGUGCUUUCAAUUUACGUAAAAUCCAGGCAAUGUUGGCCUCAUUCACAUUUUGUACGAAGAAAGAAAAAAAAACAUCCGUGUAAUGUAAACCUUGAUUUUUAUGCCAAGUUUAAUAUGACGAGCUGUCAAGCAUUUAAUACAAUACAUAAUUUUUACAGUAUGGUGUUUGUUGAAAAUAUAUACGGUCAUUGUUUGCCGAAAUUGUUCUGUGCCCAUUAAACGAUGCAACUUAACUCGGUAAUCCUGGAAGUGAGUGGUUGAUUGUAGCGUGUGUGUGAUAACUUAUGUGUAUUGCACAGGUAUAUAUGUGAAUCUAUUAUCUCUCACUUUCGGAUGCUACCAUGGUGUAAUGUUACUGGUAGGAACCUCCUGGUUACACCAGCCCACAGGGAAUUAUUGUGUCCGUCC
Messenger RNA from Lethenteron reissneri (Far Eastern brook lamprey), 4619 nucleotides. RefSeq names its product solute carrier family 30 member 6 (gene SLC30A6). The record is from RefSeq and is a predicted model, not a curated record. NCBI's taxonomy places the organism in Eukaryota, Metazoa, Chordata, Hyperoartia, Petromyzontiformes, Petromyzontidae. Gene Ontology annotation, cellular component: membrane; Golgi apparatus. Gene Ontology annotation, biological process: transmembrane transport; zinc ion transport. Gene Ontology annotation, molecular function: monoatomic cation transmembrane transporter activity.